Molecule: messenger RNA, 1696 nt
Organism: Solanum dulcamara
Lineage: Eukaryota; Viridiplantae; Streptophyta; Magnoliopsida; Solanales; Solanaceae
Product: endoglucanase 8-like
Exons: 7
Coding region: 39-1508 (489 amino acids)
Biological process (GO): carbohydrate metabolic process
Molecular function (GO): hydrolase activity, hydrolyzing O-glycosyl compounds
Source: RefSeq, a predicted model, not a curated record
UAGCUAAGUGUGUGUGUUUUGAGUGAGCAACAAAAAAUAUGGCGCCAAAAUUUAGCUCUCUCAUUUUCCUCUUCCUUCUACUUAAUUCCUUCCGGCAAUGUUUCGGAGAUCGUCAUGACUAUCAUGACGCUCUCCGAAAAAGCAUUCUCUUUUUCGAAGGCCAACGCUCCGGAAAACUUCCACCUGAUCAACGUAUCAAGUGGCGUAGAGACUCCGCAUUGCACGAUGGUGCCUCCGCCGGAGUAGAUUUGACAGGAGGUUACUACGAUGCGGGAGACAACGUGAAGUUCGUGUUUCCAAUGGCAUUUACAACGACAUUGUUGUCAUGGAGCAUAAUAGAUUUCAAAAGGAACAUUGGAAGUGAGCUAGGAAACGCCGUGAAAGCGGUGAAAUGGGGAACGGAUUUUCUGUUAAAAGCAACGGCUAAAGAAGGUGUGAUAUAUGUGCAAGUUGGUGAUGCAUUUUCCGAUCACAGUUGUUGGGAAAGACCAGAAGAUAUGGAUACUUUAAGAACUGUUUAUAAAAUCGAUCAGAAUCAUCCCGGUUCCGACGUUGCUGGUGAGAUCGCUGCUGCAUUAGCCGCUGCUUCAAUUGUUUUCCGAUCAAUCGACGGUUCUUACUCUAAGCUGCUGCUUGAUCGUGCCAUUGAGGUUUUUGAUUUUGCCAAUAGACAUAGAGGUGCAUACAGCUCCAGCUUGCACUCUGCUGUUUGCCCCUUUUACUGCGACUUCGAUGGUUAUCAGGAUGAAUUGCUUUGGGGUGCAGCAUGGCUACAUAAAGCAACAAGGAGAAGGCAAUAUAGAGAGUACAUAGUGAAAAAUGAGGUUAUUUUAAGAGCUGGGGAUACAGUUAAUGAAUUUGGUUGGGACAAUAAACAUGCUGGAAUUAAUGUCCUCAUUUCCAAGGAAGUGUUGAUGGGAAAAGCACCAGAUCUAAAAUCCUUUCAAGUAAAUGCAGAUGCCUUCAUUUGCUCAAUAUUACCUGGAAUUUCUCAUCCCCAAGUCCAAUAUUCUCCAGGUGGACUCAUUGUCAAACCUGGGGUUUGUAACAUGCAGCAUGUGACAUCAUUGUCCUUCUUACUCUUAGCUUACUCUAAUUAUCUCAGUCAUGCCAAUCAUGUUGUGCCAUGUGGUUCCAUGUCAGCCACCCCUGCUCUCCUCAAACACAUUGCCAAACGUCAGGUGGAUUAUAUUCUUGGUGAUAAUCCUCAAAGAAUGUCAUACAUGGUAGGUUAUGGUCCACAUUAUCCAUUAAGAAUUCACCACAGAGGCAGCUCAUUACCAUCAGUGGCCAGCCACUCAAGUCGUAUUGGUUGUAAAGAAGGAUCUCGCUAUUUCUUUUCUCCAAAUCCAAACCCAAAUCGUUUGAUUGGCGCUGUUGUUGGUGGCCCAAAUCUUACCGAUACCUUCCCAGACGCAAGGUCAUUUUUUCAGGAAUCUGAACCAACAACAUAUGUUAAUGCGCCAUUAGUGGGCCUUUUGGCUUACUUUUCAGCCCAUUCUAAUUGAUUAAUGGAUUCCACAUAACAUGUGUUGUAAAGAGAGAAUGUAGUGGUGUGCAAAGGCCACCCUCUCUAUUAUUGUUCUUCUUCUUGUCAUCAAAUGAAACAAUGUACUAGGACUAUAUAUGUAUUAUUAUGCCAAUUGCCAACUUAUAUAUAUAUAUUAAUUAAUACAAAAAAGAAUGUUUUCUUCAU